Molecule: messenger RNA, 2130 nt
Organism: Hypoxylon trugodes
Lineage: Eukaryota; Fungi; Ascomycota; Sordariomycetes; Xylariales; Hypoxylaceae
Exons: 2
Coding region: 564-1937 (457 amino acids)
Cellular component (GO): membrane
Source: RefSeq, a predicted model, not a curated record
CCGUGAUGACCUUGCAGUUAUUAUAACUCUAUUAUUACAUAGUAUUUUAGGUACCUUUCUUUCUCUUACAUCAUCAACAUAUUUCAAACCGAUAAGACAUCGUGAAUUCUUAACAACAACUUAUACUAAAAUCAUGGACAUCUAUACACGUGCUCAGACACAAACUCCACAUAGAGUUAGAGAGAUAACUUCAAUACUAGUUUGAGGCUCAGCUGGUUUAGAGCCUUUUCUAUUUCUUUGCAGAUCAGUUAGCUUGUUUUACCUGGGGGCUUCCUACGAGCUUGCCAACCGUUUCUCAGCCUGCAUCUUGGUCCGCACAGGUUUACCUAAUUCUUGAGGGUUCCCGUCUUCUUCCCCUCCUUCACUGUCCAUAUUGCUAGCCAGCAGCAAGCUGUGCUAUAGAUUCCAACCAAACACAAGCAAGCAGUUCAUCUACAUUGUAUAUGUUUCGUAGCUAGAACUAAACCCGACUCAACAACUGAUGACUAGCAUCCACAUAGGUCUUACGCCAGUAUUAGCUAUAUAAUAGCUUUUCAUUAUGCUGAGUUCGACCAAAUCGAACGAUGCCCAAGACCAAAGCGCACCUGCGCAGUUCGCGUCGCGUCCCUUCGCUAAGAGAUAGUGAAAUCGAUCAUGAAAUAAGUCUUGUCGACCACACCGAACCCACUGAGGAGCCUCGGUCUCCUACCUCUGAAAUAGGCAACAACAUCGACCAUUCUGUUUCGAACCAACCUCUUAUACCAUCCGAAAGCCGACCCUCAUCUACCCAACCACCAGAAGCGGAAGAUGGCACGUCGAAACCCGAUAAUGCAGCCGAGGCAGGUCCCUCAGGCGAGCAAGACACAUCCAACACUUCUACAAAAGAUACCGGAUCAAUAACACAAAAAAAAUCCGCCACAAAAGAAAACGGCGUAAAAAUCCACACCAAACGGCGCUCCCGUCUCUCCAAAGAACCCGAAACCUCAAUCGACAUCCUCUACGAGAACCAACGGGGAGGCUUUCUCUGCGGUCUGCCCCUCUUCUCCUCCGCCGCCCUCGGUAACCUAGACCCACCCGCAUGGACGAACUUCGCGCACAAACCAAGUCCAACCGACAUCAACACAGCGCAAGUCCCAGACCCAAGCUGGGAAUGGGCAUGGCCCGCCUGGCGCGUAAACCACGACGACGAAAUAUCGCUCGACGGUGAGGGAUGGGAGUACUCAUUCAUGUUCUCGAAGAAGUUUUCCUGGCAUGGACCUAAGUGGUACAGUUCCUUCGUGCGACGACGCGCUUGGAUCCGGAAGCGCGUCAAGAAAGGGUUCGGAUACCAGGCGAAUGACCCGCAUAUGCUGAACCCGACGUACUUCGCCGUUACCCCGACACGCACGGAAUCGGAGCGUGUGAGUUUGAGUCAAGCCGUCAGUCGCGUAUCUCAGGAAACCGGUAAGAGGUCGAGACUAGAAGAUGGUGAAGGAAAAGAGGAUUUAACAACAAUUGAGGAUCUAAUGAUGGUAUUACGACACUCACGCAUCGACCGUGAGAAACUCGAGGCUAUGGAAAAUUAUAUACAGCAUUGCACGGACGAUUUACAGCAAUUGCAAGAUUACAUGCAUGAGAUAAUGUCACUAUUCGUGUUCCAAGCCACACGCCAACUCCUCUUAGCUCGUCUUAUACAAUUACACGACGACCAAACCCAUUCCCAUUCCCAAGCUCAAACUAAAGAGCAAAAGGGGAAAACCCCAGAAACAAAUCAACGGAAAGCCGAGAAUCUGGCGGCGGCUAUUAAACACGCCGAUGAGGAAGUCCGGAAGUUGGAGUACUGGAGCGAUAUCAAGGGGAUGGCGGAAAGUGGUGAGUCGAGGGGUGCGGUGGAUUGUGGUGAGGGUUGGGAUCGUACGUGGGAGGGUUUGGAUAAUAGUGGACCGAAAGGUGUUAGGGAAGGGGAUACACUUCCGUGAUAGCUUCUACGUGUUUGGAAUAUUGGGAUUGUGUUUAUGGCUUAACGAAAUAAGAGAGCGGGUUUUGGAGCAAUUCCAAGCAAGGGAGUCUUUUGGGAUACCAUUGAAAUAGGUGGUGUUGUUCGGUCGGUCGAUGGAAGGUUACGUUGUAUCUGAUAAUAUUAGAAAUGAAAUAAAAAUCAAGAUAACUACC